GAUUCAAGCGGCUGCAGGCGCGACCGAGAGACAGGCCGUAGCGAUGCCUGCGCGCAGCCGCCACCGCCCCCGCCUCCACUUCGGCUUUUCUCCACGGGAUCCGCCCCCGCCGCUCGAGGCGCUUCACUCCAGCGAGGCCCGGAGGGCCCGGGACUCCGACCACGGCUCAGACGCCGACUCGGAGUUGGGUCGGGGGAGCCCGACUCGGACCGCAGAGAUGUGCUGCCUCAAACUCUACUGCUCAGAAGUGGGACAUAACAAAAUCACUGCUGGAGUUUCAAAAAUGGCAGUGGAGGAGGAAAUGGCUGUUCCUAAUCACCUCUGCAUUCGCCGCUGGACUACCAAGCAUGUAGCUGUUUGGCUAAAGGAUGAAGGCUUUUUUGAAUAUGUGGACAUUUUAUGUAAUAAGCACCGACUGGAUGGAAUCACAUUGCUAACAUUGACUGAAUAUGAUCUCCGGUCUCCUCCUCUGGAAAUCAAAAUCUUAGGGGACAUUAAAAGGUUAAUGCUUUCAGUCCGAAAAUUGCAGAAAAUACAUAUUGAUGUUUUAGAAGAAAUGGGAUACAACAGUGACAGUCCCAUGGGUUCCAUGACCUCUUUAAUCAGUGCUCUCCACAGCACAGAGUGGCUCUGUAAUGGGGAGCCUUCACAUGACUGUGAUGGACCCAUCACUGACUUGAAUUCUGAUCAGUACCAGUACAUGAAUGGUAAAAACAAACAUUCUAUUCGAAGAUUGGACCCAGAGUACUGGAAGACCAUAUUGAGUUGUAUAUAUGUUUUUAUAGUAUUUGGGUUUACAUCUUUCAUUAUGGUUAUAGUCCACGAGCGAGUGCCUGAUAUGCAGACCUACCCACCACUCCCAGAUAUAUUCUUAGACAGUGUUCCUAGAAUCCCAUGGGCCUUUGCCAUGACAGAAGUAUGUGGAAUGAUUUUGUGCUAUAUUUGGCUCCUGGUUCUUCUUCUUCACAAACACAGGUCAAUACUUCUUCGAAGGCUCUGUAGUCUGAUGGGUACUGUGUUCUUGCUUCGCUGUUUUACCAUGUUUGUGACCUCCCUCUCCGUGCCAGGACAGCACCUGCAGUGUACUGGAAAGAUAUAUGGCAGCGUAUGGGAGAAAUUGCACCGGGCCUUUGCCAUUUGGAGCGGCUUUGGUAUGACCCUAACUGGUGUUCACACUUGCGGAGAUUACAUGUUCAGUGGCCACACAGUCGUCCUAACUAUGCUGAAUUUCUUUGUCACUGAAUAUACACCAAGAAGCUGGAAUUUCUUGCACACUUUAUCCUGGGUUCUCAACCUCUUUGGAAUCUUCUUCAUUUUGGCUGCCCAUGAACAUUAUUCCAUUGAUGUGUUUAUCGCCUUUUAUAUCACGACAAGACUCUUUUUGUACUACCAUACUCUAGCCAAUACCAGAGCAUAUCAACAGAGUAGGAGAGCAAGAAUUUGGUUUCCUAUGUUUUCUUUUUUUGAAUGCAAUGUUAAUGGUACAGUACCUAAUGAAUAUUGUUGGCCAUUUUCAAAACCAGCAAUAAUGAAAAGAUUAAUUGGAUAAAGACUACCUUUGUAAUGGGUUCAUGAUUAAAUAUAUAGUAGUUGUUGAAAGUAAAUAACUUUGCUUUCUUCCCCUAGGUUGUUCCUGGAUGUCUUGCUGUUGGGCUUAUAUGUUGACAAAGUAAAGUUCCAUGUUCUGAGCAAGGCUGUGAUUACAGAAAUCAAGAAAGAACAAUCAAGAGUCCUAACAUAUCUGUUUGAAUAGGAAGCUUAAGUUUAAGUAGAUGUUUCCUUAUCCUCUUUCGGCAAACUUAAUGUUGUGAUUGAAGUUAGGCUGUUACCUGUUAAGUGCUAGCUUGUUGAACUUAAGCAAUUUGCUGGUUGAAAGUGGUUUUGUUUAUUUGUUUGUUUUUCAUUUCAUUAGGACUCUAGUCAAGAAAUAUUUUUUUAAGCUCCUUAAUAUCUUCAAAGGGAAAAAUCCCUACCAAGUGAGCAGUAUUUGUUCUUUGAACAGAUCUCUUUUUUAAAAAUACAACUCCAGAAAGUAAUCUGUAUUACUAACAAAUAAUUAUUGCCUUCUGAACCAUCUUUAAGAAAAGUAUAUGAAACAUACCAGGAUGCCUGAAAUAGGAAGAGAAGGAAAGAGACUAUACACAAGGCGAUAGUACAAAUAUGGUAGUGGAAUUUUUCACCAAAGAUACGACAAAAGAUGCAGUUCCUAUUUUGUUCUGAGGGCUCCGUAUGACCAUCAGUAAGUAUUUUUGAGGGAAAAGUGGCUGCAUCCAUAAAAAUCAAAUUGGCUUAAUUUUAGUGAGGUAGGUACCUGGAACAACUUUGUGCUAUAGUUGUUAGUUAGAUUUAUGACAGCCCAAUUUUAUGCUUUUAAUGAUGUUAUUUAAUGAGGAAAAUAGUGGAGUGUUUUACCAAAUGUUAGAUAAAGUUCUUAUGUCCUUAUGUAGGGAAGUAUGCAUGCAAAGAAUAUUUUUUCUAUUUCUGAAAAGAAACGUUUAACAGGUUGCAGACAUAAUAUAGUUCUUUGGUUUUUGAUAUUUGUCAUUCUUGGCCAUCAGAGGUAAACAGUCUCAAAUAUAUUUGGAUAUAAAAAGGUUUUGUUGUUUUCCAUUUUUAAAUACAAUUGUGUACAUACAUUCUUUCUAUUUUUUCUUAAUUUGGCAGUCAGGAAGUGAUAUAACUUAGUUAAGGUUUACACUAGAAAUUUAGUACCAUAAGUAAUCUGACCUCUGUGAUAGCAUUUGCCACUUUACUUUUCAUUAUUUUAAUAGUUUUGACUGUAGAAUGGUUAUGGAAUUAGAAUUUGAGCCCCAACUGAUUGAGCUUACCCACUUGGAAAAUUAAAUGUGUAGUUUUAACAUUCCAUUUUAAAACAAGAAGUUAGAAAGAAUGUUGACAUAUUGAGGUCUAAAAUUAGACCACUUAGCUGAAACCUGCUUGUCAUGUGGGUGAAAUGUUUUAUUUUUGCAAUUUGAGCCCUACUCCCACCCCUAUAUGAGCUACAGAGGAGCUUGAAUGGAUUGAGCAGGGAAGGAAUAUUAUGCAAACAAGUUUCAGCCAGUGCUGAAUUACCCAACUUGAGUCUACUCUGAACAUUUUUUUUAAUUUCUCACUGGAGAAAUGACACAAGGCAAUUCAAAUUUUUAUUAUGAUUUUAAAAUUUAAACUUAAGAAUCUUAUAGUAUCUUAAAUUAUUGGAUUCUUUUAUAUGCUAGGGACAAAAAUGCUAACAUUUCACUUAAGGAAACUGCAUAAUCAUGAAGGGUGAAGGAUGUUUCUUAUGCCACUUUAGAGUAUUUUGACUCUUGAGGUCAAAACAUGUGUAACUGCCAUUCUUUCCAAGUGACAGAACAAGCCUGUGUUUUAGCUAGGAAGGGACUAAUGUUGGCUUUUGGAAAAAUGUUUGAGAAAAAUCGGUGGCAACAUUAAUUCAAGAAUGUUAGAUAGCUACUUAAUGAUAAAUUUCCUAACAUCAGUCUUCUUUCCUUCAUAUGGAUUCUCUUCUAGAACAAAAUUUAAAAAAAUUGUAACUAACUUUGCAGCACUCUUGACAUUGAGUGCCUAACAGCAGACUACAGUGAGAAUUGUAAAAUACGUUUUCAGCCUUGCAUUUAUCAUAUCUGAUUUGAAGAAAAGGUAAGCUAGAUUUAUAAUUUAUAACUAAUACAAGGCAGUGUUUACAUAAAUUCAUCAUCUCCAAGUCUCUUUCUUGGAAAACUUUGUCACAAAAUUCUUUUCCACUUAUUUUUUUUAAUAUGAAAUCUAUAUUACAGUUGGUUAUUUGGUUUUAUUUUGUCCAGAAACUUUACAGAUUUUGUCUUUGUAUUUUUUCUUGUUAAAAUCUAAACCAUUGGAAAGGUGGUAUUUAUAUUCACAUUUUGGGUGUGAAUGUGGCUAAGUAGAGAAGCUACAUCUAUCUAUCUAUCUAUCUAUCUAUCUAUCUAUAUAUAUAUAUAUAUUUUUUUUUCCUGUGUCUUCAGUUGCAGGCUUGUGAAAGCUUAUAUCAUUAAAUACUGAAACUUCAGUAUAGAAGGAAUCAAGAAGGAUUUGGGGAUGCAAACUGGAGGUUAUAUUGAAAGUCCUCAAUGCAUUUCUCUAUAUUCCUGAGGACAGUGUAGCUUUUUUUCUUUUUAUUUAUUUAUUUUUUCUUUUUUUAAGUUCAUGCAGGGCAUUGUUACUGAAGGGUAAUUUGAAGUUCGUAGGGAGUAGGAGAUCUUGAAGAAGGCACAUUUACUUACUACUGAGUAAUUUGGGAGAAACCGUUUUUGGCUAUGUUGCAAAGUUCUCAAAUGCCUAUCCUCUCCACAGCUCUCUGUGGUCAGAAUUGCUGGGGUAAAAAUACAACUUUCAUAUCUGAUUAAGUAUAUAUUUUUUUAAUCAGAAAGCAAUGAAGGUAAUUUUAGAAUUAGCGAAAGAAAUAUGGACUGUUCACAGCAAAACACCCAUUGACUGAAAGACCUGCUGAUUGUGUAACUCUCUCUCACACAAGUGGCUCCUUCUUACCCCAAACCUGCCUGAGUGUUGUUACUUAGAAUUUCAAAAAUCUUACAAUUUGCAAAUGGAGAACUGAAAAGCCAAAUCCUUUUAUAGCUGAAAGGAAACAGUGUGUUUUAAAGACAUCUAUUUGGAAAGUAUUAUUUAUAUAUUCAAAGUCGUAUUCAUAACACUAACCUGCUUUGAGUGCAUUCAACAAAAGGCAAAUUCAUCAUUAGUUUUAUAGUAAACAUUUUUUAAGGAUUCUUGUUCUAAAAUGCUUGAGAAUGUUAACCAUAUUCUUGUUUUAAACUCUGUGAUCUAAUAAAUUUAAUUCCUUGAAGUCUUUUUGUAGACCUAAGUUAUCCCGUACAAAAAGUAAUUAUAGUAAUAGUUAUGUGUCAGUUCUUUAAGGUAUUCAGGCAUUUGAGAAAAGAAAGUUCUCUUGUAAAGUAGUCCAAUAGCCUUCUUAAGCAGGAUUGGUUUCAUUUAGAUAGUUUCAAAGCCAACAAAGCAUGUCAAUUUUAAUGCCACCUUUACUUGGUGGUUAAGAUGGUGUCAUUUGUAAAAAGUGUAGCCUAAAUUACCCCAUACCUCUGUAGAGGUGACUUGUUAGUAACAUCAAAAGUCAGACUGCUUCAGGUGACAAGUGAGAAAGGAAAGAGGUUGAGGGUUUUUCCCCUCUCUGUUUAAGAAGCUCUGAAUGACUGAAAUUACUAUAAAAGUAGGUUUUGGUCUCCCCUUUCACCUACCUCUCACACCCAGUGAAUGCCACCAAUUUCAAGAAACUAAAACAUGGCCUAUUAUUUUGUAUCAAGUUCAAUAAAAAAUAUCUGUGAAAUCUGUAAGCCAUAAUUCAGCUACCAGUAAAGUUGGUUUUCAGAAUAUGUUCUACCAUGAAUUAGCCAAAGGACUUUUUGUUCAGUGCACUCCAUGUUUAAGCAUAAGGAUGCUUUGUGCCUAAUGUGGAGGGAGAAGGAAUACUAUGAUAGUAUUGUUGUUAUUUCAGGUCUGUUUCAGUAUAAACUACUGGCUUAUUAAUAUCUUAAAAUGCUUAAUUUUAAUAUUUUUUUAAUUGAGAGAAUCAAUGGAUUAUUAGGACAAUUGAAGUAUUCCUGAUAUGGAACAAAGGAAGUGGAAACCGGUACUUUGCGGAGGAAGCAAAAUUUGUUGGACUAAAGUGGGCAUGUUUUGUUUUAAGAAUGCUACCUAAAUGUUACUCUGUCCACAGAGAAACUAGUAUUACUUAAAGAUGUGAACGUUCCUGUGGUAGCCAUACCUUGAAGCACAGUAUUGUAUAUAAGUAAAUAUCUUGAUUCUAAAUUAAAUCCAGAUUUAACUAAUAUAUAUUAUUUUAUAUCUUUGUUGUAUUAAAAUGUUUAAAAACACUAAAAAUAAAACAUUUGAAGUUGGA
Molecule: messenger RNA, 5887 nt
Organism: Suricata suricatta (meerkat)
Lineage: Eukaryota; Metazoa; Chordata; Mammalia; Carnivora; Herpestidae
Gene: SAMD8
Product: sterile alpha motif domain containing 8
Exons: 7
Coding region: 44-1549 (501 amino acids)
Biological process (GO): ceramide biosynthetic process
Cellular component (GO): Golgi membrane; endoplasmic reticulum membrane
Molecular function (GO): sphingomyelin synthase activity; protein binding; ceramide cholinephosphotransferase activity
Source: RefSeq, a predicted model, not a curated record